GGUUGACAAGUUUGUCGUGACUUUUUUCAUACGUAGCUCAUGAUUGACUACUCCUGUCAAAGAAAGACCAACGUAAAGAAUGUCAUUUGCUGGGAAUUCCUCUGUAGAACAUUGGUGUUGGUUAUUCUGUCUUGUUUUCUGUCUUCUGCCUUGUUUAAAAUAUGUCAUAGACCAGGGGUUCUUAACCUUUUUGACGUCGAGGCCUGAUUUUUUUAUUAAAUAGAAACAUUGUAUAAAUUUAAUGUUCUGCUCAGUUUGGAGAGACAAUGAAUCAGAGAUUUUGUAAUCUGGUCGUUUUGAAGCAACGGUCCCGUGGCCUGGACCUGAACCCCCGGGGGGUUCAGUUUGACAUGACAAAUGUUCACAUGUCCCAAAGUGUAACAGAAGCGCUUGUACUGUUUAGCAGCGUCGUGUGUGAAUGUGUGUUUUUGUGUGCAUGUUUAUGGUUGCUCUGCAGGCCCCUCGCUAAUUAGAGAGCUUUCUCCAAAUGAGACGGGCGCAAAUUGAGAGAAAGCCAAGAGAUUAACCGUCAAGGGAAAGAGAAAAGUUCCAAAAGGCGGAAUGGAUGGAGGCAAGGUAGAUUAGGUAGAUUAGGACGGCGUGAGUGAAAAGGGUGUGAUUUACCGUCUAAGAAGAAGGGGACGGAGUGGAAAGAGAGUGGACGAUGGGGCGUCAGGAGGGAACAGCAUGGGCUGGCCGAGGUCACCAUCAGUCAUAAUCAAGAAGAACACACACACACACACACAGCAUGGUGCAGCCGGUGUGUGUAUCAGAUCAGGUUGUCCCGGCUCCCUUACGCUUGCUUCCCAGGACGCUGAUUGAUACCUCCUCCCUCCCAGUCAGCAUGUUAGUCUCCACGGCAACAGACUCCUCACCGUCCUACGAGCGCUCGGUGGUCUACGUGACCCCCCCGGCGAGCGGCACCGCCAACGACACUCAGUGGCAACGUGAUACCCUGCUGGCAGCGGCUGAGGUGAUGGUGCUGGCCGUCAUCCUGGUUCUAGCGUUACUUGGCAACGGCCUGGUGCUGGUGGUGCUGCUGAGGAGGAGACAUCAUCACAACCCGCUCCAUCAGUUCAUGCUCAACCUCUGCCUGGCUGACCUGGUGGUGGCGCUGUUCCAGGUGUUGCCCCAGCUCGUUUGGGACGCCAAGGGACGCUUUCCUGGCCCAGACGUCUUGUGUCGCCUGGUCAAAUACCUUCAAGUCCUGGGAAUGUUCGCCUCCUCCUACAUGAUCGUUGCCAUGACAAUGGAUCGCCAUUAUGCCAUCUGCUGCCCCUUGCUGGCGCAUCGCAGCUGGGCGACCCAUCGAUGGAACACCUUCAUACUGCUAGCAUGGGGGCUGGCACUGCUUCUCAGUCUGCCACAGGUUUUCAUCUUCUCUCGCUCAGAAGUGGCACCCGGGGUCUAUGAAUGCUGGGGCACCUUUGCUGAAUCCUGGGGCCUCAAGGCCUACGUGACGUGGAUGACCCUGGCGGUCUUCAUCAUCCCUGUCCUCAUCAUCACUGUGUGUCAGGUGCGAAUCUUCAUGGAGAUCCAUAACAAUCUUUACCUGAAGUCGGAGCAUCGCUUGUCCCCUUCUUCGUCCGUACCUCCAUCCAGAAGAGACAGCCAGAGGGGAGGAGUCGGUAGACGAACAUCCUGUCUCUCUCCGCCAAUCAUAUUGAACAACAGCCAUCCCGCCAGCAUCACUUCCCAUUGUGGCGUCCAUACUGAAAUGGAUGUACACACGGGUAACAGGCACAUGUGGACACAAGGGUUGUUUUGUUUUUGUUCCUCCAUCUUUUUAUUGUUUCUUCAUGUUGCAGCCGAGCUUCAACUUGAUGUUCUACCUGAGCCUGCGACGCUCCCCACCGUCUCUGCUUCUCCAAAGGUCAAAUCUUCCUCCCAGAAAGGAGGAUGCGAGGCGACAGCCGCCAUGUCCAAGACGGUGAAGAUGACUUUGGUCAUAGUGGUCAUCUACUCGCUCUGCUGGGCCCCCUUCUUCAGUGUUCAGCUGUGGGCAGCGUGGGACCCCGAUCCACCUCAAAGUGGAGCACUGUUCACCUUGCUCAUGCUGCUGGCCAGCCUCAACUCGUGCACCAAUCCCUGGAUCUACUCCGCCUUCUCCAGCAGCAUCUCCCCAGAGCUCCGUCUUCUGCUGCUGUGUCGCACGGACACACAACGCAGAGGCUCCCUGCCGAACGACUCCACGGCCACACACACGUCCAACUACUGACGAGUGCACACAAACGCAUCACAGAGAAACAUGCACUACUAUAUAUAUAUAUACAUAUAUAUUACCAUACCGUACAGACAGAAGAGAAGAAACGUACACUUUGUUUGGAAAACCUUUAAUUCUUUCCGUCACUCAUCAUGAAAUCUCCCACAUUGGCUUACAGUCAGUGUGACAUAGCGUGAAAUAUCGGUCAUUUUGAUGGAAAAAAAACGCAAGCAAACUAUCAACCCUCCUGUAUCAUAUCCCAAAAUAUAUGAUGCUCAAAAUAGGACGUAAUGCACAUUUGAAUGGUUAAUACUGCAUUGCUAUAGAAUAAUAAUAAUAAUAAUAAUAAUAAUAAAGGGUUUAGUAUGUGCUUUAGAGAAGAGAAAACACUUUGCUAGUUUUGGUAUUUGAGACUUUUAUUGUAAUGCGGUCGUCCCUCAUUUAUAGCGGCUGAUUGGUUCCUGACGCCACCGCAAUAAAUUAUUUCUGUGAUGCUAAUAAAUUGAAUAUUUUCAUAGACUUUCUAAAUAUGUUUUUUUAACAUUACUAGAGCCCUGUAGAGAUGGAAUAGAACACUUCUAAUCAUUAUUUCAUCCCUGUUUGCGACACAGUGCGCAGCGGGACGGCAAGCUAGCACAGAGGUCAGCUACCUUUAGCAUCAGAGCCAUUUUGCCUCUUCCAUUAAGAAAAGAAAAAUAUUUUUUAAAAGUCUGGAGCUGCAAAACAAAAAAAAAAGUUAAAAAGUUACCUGUUAUAAGAAAAUUCUAGGUAAUUUGUUUAAAAUGGAAAAUAACAUUUCUAAUCGGGAGAAUAGAUGCUAUGAUAUUUUCAUGAACGGUUUGUUUCAUGUAAAAAAGACAAAGUAAUGUACCACUUCCACACACAAUAGGAGGAUAACCUUUUUUUUUUUUUUUCACUGGCUGGCUGUAGUGUAAUGCGACAUUACCAAUAAUAUACCAUAGUCUACCACAAAAAAAAAAGAUAAAUUUCUGCAACAAAACCCUAUAGAGCGAUGGAACGAUAAUCAAACCGCGAUAUUUUGAGGGACGACUGUAAAACAGCCGGGCUAUGUGUCAUUAAAAACAAAAAAAAAUCUUAAAAAGAAAAGGCUUGCGUUUAGGUUAAUAAAAAAAAAACAGACAAAAUGACUGCUGGUAAAACGCUCCUCCCAAGUUUCGUGCUUCAUAUAUGAACAACAACUGUAAUGGAUGGAAAUGUUAAAACAACACACACACACACACACACACACUUUGAUCACACA
Doryrhamphus excisus (bluestripe pipefish) is the source of this 3464-nucleotide messenger RNA. Lineage: Eukaryota; Metazoa; Chordata; Actinopteri; Syngnathiformes; Syngnathidae. The record is from RefSeq and is a predicted model, not a curated record.